CUGUACAGUUUCGAAUUCCGAUCACAAUUAGCUCAGAGAAUCGAGGGCCCUUUUUGCGUCGACCUUGCUUUCUCUGUGACCGUUUACUUUCAAAUCGGAUAAACGCCUUACCUGAGAUGUCUAGCUUAGGUCAAACACAGUUCCGCUACACGCAGACGCCGUCGAAGGUGGUCCACUUGCUGAAUCUUCUAUGGGAAUGCGUCGUAGAGGAGCUCAUCGACCUAUGCAAACGAUUCGGCAAGAUCGUCAAUACCAAGAGCAAUGUCGGCGGCAAUCGCAACCAAGCCUUUGUCGAAUUUAGCCCGCACAAAUCGGCACGAGAUAGUAAACAAUCAGAGUCCUGGAGAUGUCCCUGGAAAUGUGCUGGUGGUUACCUUCGAGGGAGUGGAAUCUCAUGAAGUGAGCAUCGAUGUGAUCCAUCUGGCGCUAGUUCAAUUUAGUGAUGUGGAGACUGCAUCAGCGGCAAUGAAUGCGCUGGAUGGCAGAAGUAUACCCAGGCAUGCUCAAACUCUUUAUGCAUCAUGCCCUUUGACCCAUGUGGAUUACACAAAUCCAUACCUUCCAGUGAAUCAUACCGCAAUGGACGGGUCUAUGCAGCCUGCCUUGGGUGCUGAUGGAAAGAAGGUAGAAACUCAGAGCAACGUCCUGCUCGCUCUGAUUGAGAAUAUGCAGUAUGCUGUCACUGUGGAUGUUCUUCACACGGUGUUUUCCGCUUAUGGAACUGUCCAGAAGAUUGCUAUAUUUGAGAAGAAUGGUUCAACACAAGCCUUAAUUCAAUACUCUGAUAUAGCAACGGCGACAAUAGCGAAAGAAGCAGUGGACGGACACUGUAUAUAUAUGACGGUGGCUACUGUAAUCUACGUCCUCAAGCCACCUCCAUACUCUCUGGUAUGA
Thlaspi arvense is the source of this 894-nucleotide messenger RNA. NCBI's taxonomy places the organism in Eukaryota, Viridiplantae, Streptophyta, Magnoliopsida, Brassicales, Brassicaceae. The record is from the annotation of a GenBank genome assembly.